Molecule: messenger RNA, 5318 nt
Organism: Lotus japonicus
Lineage: Eukaryota; Viridiplantae; Streptophyta; Magnoliopsida; Fabales; Fabaceae
Exons: 14
Coding region: 218-5146 (1642 amino acids)
Biological process (GO): protein phosphorylation; recognition of pollen
Molecular function (GO): protein kinase activity; ATP binding
Source: RefSeq, a predicted model, not a curated record
CUUUUCCUCAUAUAACUAAAUUGUGAUAAUAUUCAAUGGAUCUAUACUAAUUCCCUGACAAAUGACAAAUCUGUCAACAUUCUAUUACCAAAUCUCUGUCAAGUUCAACUCUACUGCAGUUUGAACAUUGUCUAUGGGGUAACACUGCCAUGCAAUUGCAAUCUUUUGAUUCAGUUCAUUUAUUGAUCUUACUCUUAGCUUUGAAACAAAUCAAACAAUGUCAAUUUGCGCUUUAGUACUAGUAUUUUCUUUAUUAAGAGCAUGCAAUUCCCUAGAUUUUAUUGCUCCAGGUCAAACUUUACCAGAUGGUUCAACUCUAGUUUCAGCUGAAGGAACCUUUGAGCUAGGUUUUUUCAGCCCUGGAAAAUCCCAAAACAGAUACCUGGGGGUAUGGUACAAAAACAUUACUCCUGUAACAGUUGUAUGGGUGGCUAAUAGAGAAACCCCACUCUAUGACAGAGGAGGGGUUUUGAAGCUCAGUGAUCAUGGAGUUCUUAUGAUUCUCAACAGUACAAACAAAAUUGUUUGGUUUUCCAACUCCAGUAACAGCUCAAGAACUACGCAGAAGCCGAUUGCGCAACUCUUAGAUACAGGAAACCUUGUAGUGAGGUUGAGGGGUGAAAUUGACAAUGUUGAUGAUGAGCAAUUUAUAUGGCAGGGUUUUGAUUUUCCUAGUGAUACAUUGUUGCCUGGAAUGAAAUUUGGGUGGGACCUGGUUAAGGGUUUGAACAGGUUCAUUUCAUCAUGGAGAAGUCCAGAGGAUCCUGGUAAGGGAGAGCAUGUGCUGCAAAUCGACCCUCGAGGGUAUCCGCAAUCUGUUCAAUUGAAAGGGAGUGUUACGCAGUUUCGGGCGGGCCAUUGGAAUGGGCUCUAUUUAACUGGAUUUCCAGUUCAAAAGCAGAAUCCGAUUUACAAAUCGGAAUUUCUUUUCGAUGAGAAAGAGGUGUAUUAUAGGUUUGAGCUGAUGGAUAGAUCCAUUUUGUCAAGAAUUAUAUUGAAUCCUUCUGGAAUUGGACAGCGUUUUGUGUGGAGGAGGGGUCAAAAACGCGGAUGGGAGAUUAUCUCGGCUAACCUGGUAGACCAGUGUGAUAAUUAUGCUUUGUGUGGUGUGUACUCUAUUUGCAAUUUUAGUAGUAAUCGUGUAUGUUCAUGCCUGAAAGGAUUUGUACCCAAAAAUGAACAAGAAUGGAAUGUGUCUUUUUGGUCUAAUGGGUGUGUACGAGGGUCAGCAUUGGAUUGUGCUGGAAAAGAUGGCUUCAAGAAGUAUACGGACAUGAAAUUGCCAGACACGUCUUUUUCCCGGUUUAAUAAGACCAUGAGCCUCGAGGAAUGUCGGAAAACAUGUCUCAAAAACUGUUCUUGUACAGCGUAUACGAAUUUGGACAUUCGCGAUGGAGGAAGUGGCUGCCUACUUUGGUUUCAUGAUCUGAUUGACAUGAGGCAACUCCAUCAUGGGGGACAAGACCUUUACAUUCGAGUGUCUGCUUCCGAGACAGAUCACAUUGAUGUUGGCAGCCAUGGGAGUAUCAACAAGCAAGAAUUAAUAGGAAUAACAGUUGGCUCAUUCAUACUAAACAUGGGAAUGAUAUUGAUAAUUUUUGGAUUAUGUGUAUGGAGAAGGAAACUUCAAAAGCCAGGGGCUACAAAUGUAUUUAACACGAAUAAUUACUACAAUAAAAUGAAGAAGGAAGACUUAGAUCUACAGACAUUUGAUUUCUCAGUCAUUCUAAAAGCCACUGACAAUUUUUCAAGCAUCAACAAACUGGGAGAAGGAGGCUUUGGAUCAGUAUAUAAGGGUAUUCUGCUAGAUGGACAAGAGAUAGCAGUGAAAAGGCUAUCUAACAGUUCUGGUCAGGGUUUUGAGGAGUUAAAAAACGAAGUUGAGUUGAUCGCCAAACUUCAGCACCGUAAUCUGGUGAAGCUUCUUGGUUGCUGCAUUGAAGGAGAAGAGAAAAUGCUAAUCUAUGAAUACAUGCAGAACAAGAGCUUGGACUACUUUAUUUUUGAUGAAACUAGAAGAAAGAUUUUGGAUUGGGAAAAGCGAUUCAAAAUCAUUGAUGGCAUUGCUCGGGGUCUCCUUUAUCUUCAUCAAGAUUCAAGACUCAGGAUUAUUCAUAGAGAUUUAAAAUGCAGCAACAUUUUAUUGGAUGCGAAUUUCAAUCCGAAAAUAUCUGACUUUGGCCUGGCUCGCACGUUUUUGGGAGAUCACUUUGUGGCCAAAACACUCAGGAUUGCCGGCACAUAUGGUUACAUGCCUCCUGAGUAUGCUAUGAAUGGAAGAUUCUCCAUGAAAUCCGAUGUAUUCAGUUUUGGUGUAAUAGUACUUGAAGUAGUUAGUGGGAGAAGGUCUUGUGGAUUUUCAGACCCAGAAUCCCUUAGUCUUCCAGGAUAUGCAUGGACACUAUGGACUGAAAGGAGGCCCUUCCAACUAGUGGAUGAUGUCUUAGGAGAAAUGUGUCCAUCUGAAGUCAUUCGGUGUAUACAGGUUGGCCUGUUAUGCGUGCAACGAAGACCAGAAGAUAGACCAGACAUGUCGUCGGUGGUUCUGAUGCUGAACGGUGAGAAAUCAUUACCCAAGGCAAAGAUUCCUGGGUUUUACACUAAAAAAGAAACCCCAGAAGAAAUUUACUUGUCUGGAAAAUCCAAACUGUUCUCAAACAAUGAUGUUUCCGACACGGUUAUACAGGCAAGAAGACACAAUAUGAGCUUCAAGGUGCUAGUUUUGUGCUCUCUUCUGUUCUAUUUCAUACCAAGCAUCAACACACUGGACACCAUUGUUCCAGGACAAUCUGUCAAAGACAAUGAGACUCUAGUUUCAUCAGAUGGGUCUUUUGAAGCAGGAUUCUUCAACCUUGGAGAUCCGAAUAGCCAAUAUUUUGGUAUAUGGUACAAGGAUAUUUCUCCAAGAACAGUUGCGUGGAUAGCAAACAGAGAUUCCCCAUUGGGAAACUCCUCAGGAGUUUUCAAUGUCACUGAUGGAGGAAAUCUUGUUAUCCUUAAUUCCACAAAGGGCUUGGUCUGGUCCUCCAAUACAUCAACAAUGGCGAAGAAGCCGGUUGUGCAGCUCUUGGAGAACGGAAACCUUGUCAUGAGAGAAGAAAGCAACCCGGGGAAUUUUCUAUGGCAAAGUUUUGAUCUUCCUGGGGACACCUUGCUCCCAGGAAUGAAAAUUCGAAGUAGCUUAAAAAGUGGCAACUAUACAUCACUUGUGUGUUGGAAAGACACAAAAAAUCCUGCUAGAGGAGAGUAUUCAUAUCACAUCGAUACUCGUGGUUAUCCUCAAGUAGUGCUUUCAAAUGGGGAGAAGUUAUUCCUCAGAACAGGUUCAUGGAAUGGGAAAACUUUUUCUGGAAUUCCUUCUGAAACACUCCACAAAUUAUUGAAGUUAUCUUUUGUGAUAACUGAUCAUGAAGUUUCUUACGAAUAUGAACUCAUGAACAAGUCAAUUAUAUCAAGAUACAUGGUCACUUCAAUAGGCCAAGUGCAACGUUUCAUGUUGUCAGACCAGACAAAGAGUUGGAAGCUUUUCUUUGUUGGCCCUGCAGACCAGUGUGAUAAUUAUGCCCUCUGUGGUGCUAAUUCUAAUUGCGAUGCUAAUGUCUCUCCGCCAUGUCAAUGCCUUCCCGGUUUCAUCCCCAAAUAUCAAGAAGAUUGGAGUUCACUAAAGUGGUCUGGUGGGUGCGUUCUCAGAGUUAAUUUAGAUUGUGGCCUCAGUGAUGGCUUUAUGAAGUAUACCAGAAUGAAGUUGCCAGACACGUCGGCGUCAUGGUUUGAUAAGAGCAUGAACCUUGAGGAAUGUGAGAAAUUCUGUCUGAAAAACUGUUCUUGCGUAGCAUAUGCAAGUUUAGAUAUCAGAGAUGGUGGGAGUGGCUGCUUGCUUUGGUUCAAUAAGAUCAUGGACAUGAGGAUCAUGAACGCCGGAGGACAAGACCUUUACAUAAGGGUGGCAGCUUCAGAAUUAGUCACAGACCAUAACAAGGGCUUGAACAAGAAGCAGCUUGCAGGAGUUUUGGUAGGUUGUAGUAUGUUCAUCGUUGUCAUGAUAAUACUGGGAGUGGCCUUACUUUGGAGGAAGAAACUUAAGAACCCAGGGAAGAACCAAAUAUUUGGAUGGAAGAAUCACCCUAACAACAAAGAGAAUGAAGGCAUUGACAUACCAAUAUUUGAUUUAUCAACCAUCGCUAAUGCAACUAAUAACUUCUCCAUUUGCAACAAAUUGGGAGAAGGUGGAUUUGGACCAGUUCAUAAGGGUACUUUGACAAAUGGGCAAGAUAUAGCUGUGAAGCGGCUAUCCAAUAACACAGGACAAGGACCAGAAGAGUUCAUAAAUGAAGUAUUGCUAAUUGCCAAUCUUCAGCACCGAAAUCUCGUGAAACUUCUAGGGUGUUGCAUUCAAAAUGAUGAGAGAAUCUUGAUAUACGAAUUCCUGAUUAAUAGAAGCUUGGACUACUUCAUUUUUGAUCAAACUAAAAAAAAAUUACUGCUAUGGGCUGAACGUUUCCAAAUUAUUUGCGGGAUUGCUCGAGGACUUCUCUAUCUUCACGAGGAUUCAAGAUUGAGGAUUAUCCAUAGAGACCUCAAGGCCAGCAACAUUCUUCUAGACGAAAAUAUGAAUCCAAAAAUAUCAGACUUUGGUCUUGCAAGAACUUUUGGGGGAGAUGAAGCUGAAGAGAAAACAAAGAGAGUAGCAGGAACUUAUGGUUAUAUGUCUCCAGAGUACGCAUCCCAUGGGUAUUUCUCAGUGAAAUCAGAUGUCUUCAGUUUUGGUGUCAUUUUACUAGAGAUAGUUAGUGGAAAAAAGAACAUGGAAUAUUUUCACCAUCAUAAUCUUCACCUUCUUGGACAUGCAUGGAAACUAUGGUGCAAAAAUACACCAUUGGAGCUGAUAGAUGAAUCUCUAGGCGACUCAGUUCCUUCAGUUGUGCAAGAAGUAUCCAGAUGUAUUCACACUGGACUUUUAUGUGUACAAGAGGGUCCAGAGGAUAGGCCAGACAUGUCAGCUGUAGUUCUAAUGCUGAAUGGUGAGAAACCAUUGCCAAGACCAAAUGAACCCCCCUUUUAUCCGCGUCACCUAGGCUCUUCAUCAGAAAAUAGUAAGCUACAUUCUACCAAUGAGAUUUCCAUGUCAUUGUUAAAACCGAGAUAGCUUAUAUUGGUGAGACAGAGAAUGAGGCACAGUUUAGAGAUAGAAGAUAGAAGAUGUUCUACCAACGAAAUUUCCCUGUCAGUGUUAUAUGCGAGAUAGUCUAUAAGGGGUUUGAUAUGCUUCAAUCAAUUGAAAUGGGUUUCCCUCUCAAUGUAUAGAACUGAAUAAUAUA